AUGGUUCAAGUGGUGCCAACGGAGGGGAGCCCUGUGGAAGGAGAAAAUGCCGGCAAGGAUCAUGCUUCCCCCAACAAGAAUGGCAGCAGCGACAUUGUAGACACUGCCAACAAUGACAAGAAUCAAGGGCAAAUGCAAACGGGCAAUGACGCCAAAAAAGCGCCGUCAUCAAGUCCACCCGCAGCACGCACUGCCGAUGGAGCAUCUGCGGGGGAGGAGGGGAAGCUGCACGUCGGCAGUGGGGCCGCAACCGAUGCCGAUGUAUCUGCCGCUGCCGUUGAUGGUGACAACAAGCCGCAGCAGCAGGCACUGCCAGCGGCCACAAAGGACCCAUCCAACCCCGCUCAUGCUGACGAGACACAACAACAGGCAUUGCCAGGGGUCAUCGCAGACUCUUCCGAACCCCCAGAUGACAGUGUCAAGCCUGAUUCCCCCGUAGACCCUACGGCUAGUACUGGCGAUCCUUCCAAACCCCCUGAUGGUGACGAGUCCCAGCAGCAGGGAACAUCGGCGGUGCAUACGGCGGAAGACGGCGGGGGUCCGGAAGCAGUACCCGCGAAGUCGCAACUCCCACCCCCCACCUUGGAGAUGGACAAGCACAGCGGGAUGACCACCUUUUCACUCAUGCGCCAGGACGAGGAGGGGUCGAGCCUGGACGCGUCUGACGCGGGCAAAGCCGCCGUUCGCGGUGAACAAGAAGAUGGUCAAUACAAUAAGGGAGAUGGAGCUGUGGAAAUUCUAGCACAAGAACAGGAGGGGUUUGACGGCGAGGGGGAGUCAGAGGAACCAGUGGGUACCACCUUUGCCAGGCGAGGAACGCGCAGGUUCGUUCGUCAAGGCACGGGUAUCAGCAUGGCUGACGGCGUGUCGCCGGAAGGCAAAAAGAAAAAGAAAGCGCCAUUUCACGUCCCCCCAACCAUGUACAUGGGACACCCCGUUGGAAGCAUGGCGGCAGAGUUCUUGGAGCGGCAGAAGCACAGGUUGGUGGACGUGAAGAACCGGCGGGAGGAGGUGGCCGGGCUGUUAAAGUUGGUUGUGGACCAUAACCCUCGAAACACCGGUUCAGACGCUCCCGACAUCGACAAGGUGUUUCCGGACAAGCGUGGGAGAGACAAUAGCCAGGGGGAUUGGUGCAUCUGAAAGGGAUUAAUAGUCCAUAUGUCUGCGUGUUGUUACUUGUUGUUUCUACUGGCCAUCGUAUUGCUGUGCGUGUUCUUGUUCUGGAUGCUAUGGCGAGAUUGGUAGAGUGAGAGGGAGUAACGGUUCUUGUCGAAAACGGAUAGACCUCACUCUUUCCGCCGCCACCACCCGUGUUAGAGGGAGGCCCGAGUUGGAUGUGGAUGUGAUGUCGCAAUUUUCCACCGCUGAUAGCAAAAACUCUACGCGUACCU
Molecule: messenger RNA, 1391 nt
Organism: Ectocarpus sp. CCAP 1310/34
Lineage: Eukaryota; Phaeophyceae; Ectocarpales; Ectocarpaceae
Source: the annotation of a GenBank genome assembly